Messenger RNA from Dendroctonus ponderosae (mountain pine beetle), 1777 nucleotides. Its product is annotated as glycine-rich cell wall structural protein. NCBI's taxonomy places the organism in Eukaryota, Metazoa, Arthropoda, Insecta, Coleoptera, Curculionidae. The coding region runs from base 101 to 1699 and encodes 532 amino acids. The record is from RefSeq and is a predicted model, not a curated record. The transcript has 8 exons.
AAGGUCGUGACUAAACAUCAUUCUUCCUCGGAAAUUUGCUCGGUAGAUCGACGUAUAAAAACUGCUCGCAUGAUUUUCUGCUUAUAGUACAGAACUAAUCAUGAAGUGGUAUUCACUACCACUAGUGCUCGCAGUGCUAGUUGCGCCCGGACUAUUAAAAAGUCCACCCCAGCCUGCUGGGGUUGUGUAUUUAGUCGAUGAACUUGUGGAAACCAAACCGAAGAAAAACGCUGAGGAUAGCGGCAACAAUGUUAUUCCUGAUGAAGGUGAAAACUCGAAACGGGGUGUUCUAUUAGCUAAUCCCAUAGCUGAAAACGUGGCGGGAGACGGAGUGUACUUUAGGCCUGAAGAUGGAAAACCUGUUGCCGAAGGCAAACGCCUCAUAGUCGCCCAGCCCUCCCGCAGUAAAAGAUCCUACGGUUCAGGUGGCACCGGAGGCGGCUACGGAGGAGGUUAUGGGGGAGGCUUUGGUGGAGGUGGCGGAGGCGGUGGAGGAGGCGGCGGUGGAGGCGGAUUUGGAGGCGGCUCAGGAUUCGGAGGUGGAGCAGGAUUAGGAGGACUUGGUAGCUUGGGCAGCUUGAUUGCAGGCAUCAAGGCCAAAGGAGCCGGUGGACAUGGAAAUGGCGGUGGACUGGGCGGUGGUGGCGGAGGCGGCGGUUUAGGAGGAGGCCUGGGAGGAGGCGGCGGUGGUGGACUUGGCGGAGGUGGCGGCCUUGGGGGAGGCAGUGGAGGCCACGGUGGCGCUGGUAGCGGAGGUUACGGAGGCUCUGGAGGUCAAGGUGGUGGAUUUGGAGGCAGCGGCGGAGGAACAUCAAGCUCCGCGUCAUCAACCAGUGGCGGCCUUGGCGGAGGUUUCGGAGGCGGCGGCCUUGGAGGCGCUGGAUCAUCAGGCGGAGGAUUUGGCGGCUCCAGUGGUGGCGGAUAUAGUGGAGCCGGCGGAAAUGGAGRAGGCGGCGGUAGCGGAUUUGGCGGCGGCCUGGGUGGGGGUUCUGGUGGAAGUGGAGGAUUUGGCGGUGCCUCAGGCCAUAGUGGCGGAGGUGGAGGCGGAAGUUCUGGAGGCUUUGGAGGCGCCGGUAGUGGAGGACAUGGCGGCGGAUUCGGCGAAAGUGGCGGCGCAACCGGCUCAGUAAUUAUCACUGGAGGACCAUCUGGAGGUGGUGGUGGAUCAGGGGGUGGCGCCGGACGUGGUGGCGGUUUUGGAGGAGGAGGAGACGGUGGCGGCGGAUACGGAGGGUCAAGUGGUGGCGGAGCCUACGGGGGAUCCGGUGGAAACGGUGGUGGAUUUGGGGGAUCCUCCGGAGGUGGAUAUGGUGGAUCAAGGGGCGGCGGAUUAGGCGGCUCGGGAGGAUUUGGAGGCGCUCAAGGAGGCAGCGGUGGUUUCGGAGGCGGUAAAGGAGGAAGUGGUGGAUUUGGUGGUGGUGGCAGUGGAGGAGCUGGCGGCGGCUUCGGUGGAGGAGGCGGCGGCGGUGGUGGACUUGGAGGAGGAUUAGGAGGCGGUUUGGGAGGAAGCGGAUCUGGCGGGUAUGGAGCACAUGGCGGACAAAGCGGGGGUGGAGGUUAUGGUCCAGGAGGGGGCUGCUCUGGAGGAUGCGGAGGUGGAGGAAGUGGUGGAAGUGGCGGAAGUGGAAGCUCUGGGGCAUACGCUUCAGCUAGUGCCACAGCGUCCGCUUCAGCCAAAAGCAGCUCAUAUGGAAAAUAGGAUUUGGUGGUGAUGCCAAGAAAGCAAACGCCGGAAGUGUGAUCUGAAGUUUUAUAAAUAAAGGUUUAUAAAAUUUUA